UGUGUCAGUUAACCAAGUUUCAUGUGAGUUGGCAUGUUUAGGAACGUGCAUUUAGGAUCGAGUUCUGGUAGGAACGGAAGGAUAUAGAUUAGCAUCGCUGAUAUUGCAAAAUUGUUUAUUCCAAUGGCGGCGUUUGGACCAGCCCCCUUCUCGGGUAUUCUGUGGCUUCCUCUCCUACUGGCCUUCACUCUUCAUCACCAUCAUCAUCCAACAUCGGCAAAGACCUCGACCAAGGGGGAUUCGGCUGAGUAUGCCGGUCUUCGAGAUGGAUGGUGUGCUGUCCGCAAAGGUGGUGGCGGGUUGCUGCUCGACUGUCUCAACGCACCAUUCAAUGAAGUCCUUCAAAAAGUCCGUGCGGUUGGUAAAGAAAUAGUGUCUGUAAGCGCCAGACACUGUUGGCCGAGAACGGCCGUUAGCCUUGAUGGAUCCGUUUUUAUAAACAGUACAAACCUGAGGGAAGUUUCCCUUACGGACUGCGCUUUGGAGAAUAUUGCAGAUGGUACAUUUUCGAGACUACGACACUUAAGGAAGAUUAUCUUACAUUCGAAUAUAAUUGCUGCGUUCACAGCAGAAACAUUUUCAGGUCUUGGUAAUCUUACAAAACUAGACCUAGACUACAAUCAGAUCUUGACUCUCUCAACGAAACCAUUUGCGAAUAUGAUAAACCUUGAAAUGCUGAGCAUGGACCAUAACAAGAUAACAAGGAUAAGUAAUGACACAUUUUAUGGCCUCUCCAAACUUAAGACUCUAAGUCUUCGAUACAAUUUGAUUGAUUCUAUCAAUCGAAGUACAUUUAGUGUGCUUCGUAGUCUCACGGGACUUCUGUUAGGCCAAAAUAAACUUGAAAAAAUCACGAAUGGAACAUUCCAGGACAUCGCCAACAUCACACAGUUAAGUCUAUCUGGGAACCCUAUACAACAUUUAGACGAGUCUGCAUUUAGCGACUUACCAAUGAUUACACACCUGGAUCUGUCUGACAUAACUGCAUUAUUUGUGAACGAUCCUCAACUGUUCCUUUUCAAGGGGUUAACAAAACUGAAAGCUCUUGACCUGAGCGGGGUAUUGCUGACUUUCUUUCGGAGCAGUGAACCUAGUAUUUUGUUUCAGGAUCAAACUAACUCACUGAAGGAGUUAUACCUUCAGGGCACCGAGCUUACCAAUGGCCUCUUACAAAUGUUAAAGAACCUAACACGCUUGGAAGUGCUGUUCAUAUCUGAUAACCUAGUCGGGUAUAUCAAGCGUACAUCAUUACCAAAGCUGGCUUGGAAUGGCACUCUCUACCUUAGUAGGAACAUCAUUUCUUAUAUUGACGACACGGCAUUUGAAGGGAUGCAGAAGGAGUCCGUGAAAUUGGACAUGAACCCCCUUGACUGCAGCUGUAAACUUGCCGCUUUUUCCCGCUGGCUGCGAAGUUCUAAAGGAGCUGUUGUGGCUGACCGUCAUCACGUCCUCUGUGGAAGUCCAAUUGGCUUAUACGGAACUAAGGUGAUUGAAUACGACCCGUAUUGGUGGCAGUGUAGUGAGUAUAUGCCUCUGGUUGCUUUGGUGUUCAUCGUUGGAUUCCUCCUGAUAGUUGCUCUGAUAGUUCUUAUCGUUUAUUGUAAUCGGAUCAACCUGAAGCAUUGGCUGCUCGAAAGGCGAGUUGUGUCCAUGCCGACUGAAUCAAACCUGGAACCACCGACUGAAAGCGCUCCUCUCCUAAACCCAGCCAUGUGCAGGAAUUCGGUGAGACAGGGUAAAACUGGUGCAUACAUAAUCCACGACAUAUACGAGAGGUCCAUGCUGGACUGGGUGAACAAGUACCUAGAAGACCAGUUAUUCAACCAUCCUAUGAAAAUCACUCUCCAGUUCCCGGCAGGUCCUGAGGUAAUUCCGCUGUGGAAACAGAUCAAAGACUUCAGCUUCCAGGUCAACUCAUUCCUCGUCCUCGUCACCGACCAAUUCCUGGUGAACCAUUGGCCGGAGAUUGCUGAGAAGAGCAGUGUGGAGAAUAUCAUGAAGUGUGUGUUCGUGCUACACGGGAAGAAGGCAAGUGAGCUGCCAAAGGAGAUGAAGCGGUUGCAGUGUCCGUGCUUCCAGUGGCCGGAAACUGGCACACGAUUCACGACACUGGAACGAGAACGGGAUCAGUUCUGGAAACAAGUACGUCUCGCAGUGAAGGCGACCAGCUAGGGUGAUACACCAUUACAUCACAAAUGAAUAUUCAAGUCUCCCAUUGUGAGUGCAGUGAGCUUUGGCAGCCGCUGUUCAGUACUUAGCACCCAAGAGAAUCUUACAAGACAAUGCAUUUCAGGAUUUAACUGGGCAGUUAUCAGUUGACAGUCUCAUAAUAGUCUAGCCUAUUUCCGUAUCGAGCCAUGUACAGUCAUUCAUCCAAGCGCUGUGUAAGCAUGGUACCAGACUGUGCGUGACUUCUAUACAGCAUAUUGUACAGUUAUAAGUUAAAUAUUCAAGUUCAAGCAUGCAGAAGUUACGACAGGGAUCAAUAACGAAUCAGUGCAUGCAAAAGCAACUAGGUUCCUCAUCUUGUUCACUUUUGCUUAUGACCUACGAUUGUUGCCUACAUUGAUGACGCUAGGAGUGAUACCGCCUACUUAUCGGCCAACAGACUAGAUGGUCGACGUAUAUCGUUCAGAAUCUGCAGAACACCACGUUAAUAAGAGUGACUCCGCAAGUGGGCUCCCCGGUCGCAAUAGCUUAUUUCCUUCCAUCCCCAGGAGAAAUCUGGCAGUAUUAAACUCCUUUAUCAUUCCUUGAUCCAGCAGCCAUCAUUUCGGAAUGAAUCAGGACAUUGUCAGUGGUGCUUUGCCAUAUUUAGCUGUCGAAGAUCAAGAAUUCUAACGUUAUGUGAACGUCUACAGGUUUUAUUAAACCGCUCAAUCAUCCCAAAUAUCUACGUGCUGCCCUAGUGAACCAGAAUGAAAUUCAAUAAUUUUGAUUUGUUCAUCCUCAUUGCGUCCUUGUGAGGAUAGAAGGAUGGGCACGUGUAGUCAUCGUAUGGUCUGUUUGAAAUAAAAAUUCGAAACAUGCAAAAGGAAGAUGUAUGAGUUCCUCUGUUGAUGUGCAGCGAAAUGUUCACAAAGAUCCUUUGGCUGGAGCAUCGGAAAUCUCGGAUAGUUGCGCUGCAUAAUAUAAAGAUAAUAUGAUUAUUUUACAAAGGACAUUUUUAUCGGAGAUAUAUAUUGAAGUAGUAACUCGUUGUAGUUGUUGUUAACAAGUACCAGAGAUUGGACAUAUUCCUUCCUGGCUGCAGAUCACACCACAGUAGUACACGA
Lineus longissimus is the source of this 3275-nucleotide messenger RNA. RefSeq names its product insulin-like growth factor-binding protein complex acid labile subunit. The coding region runs from base 124 to 2172 and encodes 682 amino acids. Gene Ontology annotation, molecular function: protein binding. The record is from RefSeq and is a predicted model, not a curated record. Gene Ontology annotation, cellular component: plasma membrane. Lineage: Eukaryota; Metazoa; Nemertea; Pilidiophora; Heteronemertea; Lineidae. The transcript is spliced from 2 exons.